Molecule: messenger RNA, 6032 nt
Organism: Vidua chalybeata
Lineage: Eukaryota; Metazoa; Chordata; Aves; Passeriformes; Viduidae
Gene: COL26A1
Product: collagen type XXVI alpha 1 chain
Exons: 15
Coding region: 1-1476 (491 amino acids)
Molecular function (GO): protein binding
Source: RefSeq, a predicted model, not a curated record
AUGCAGCUCGCUCUUUUCUUGUCCUGGUGCUGCUGCCUGCAUGGAUGCGCGCUGGGCACUGGCUUCCUCUAUCAAUUCCCAGCAUCAACCCUGCAGCACAACUACCCAGAGCAGAGCUCCGGCUCGCCGGGCAGCGGCUUCGCCAGUCGCCGGCACUGGUGUCACUACACAGUCACAAGGACAGUCUCCUGCCAGGUGCAGAACGGGUCAGAAACGGUGAUCCAGAGAGUUUAUCAGAGCUGCCGCUGGCCAGGACCUUGUGCCAACUUAGUGAGUUACAGGACUCUCAUCAGGCCCACGUACAAAAUGUCCUACAGAACUGUGACCACGCUGGAGUGGAGGUGCUGUCCUGGCUUCACAGGGAGCAACUGUGAGGAGGAAUGCAUGAACUGCACCAGGCUCGCUGACAUGACCGAGAGGCUGAACACGCUGGAGGCCAAGAUCCUGCUGCUGGAGGCUGCAGAGAGGAGCCCAGCCCUGGAGAACAACCUGCCCAUCACGGGCACCACGGCCACGUGGUACGAGGAGCUGCUGCCCGACGCCUUUCCCCUGCUGAACCCCGGCACUGUCCUCAGGAAAACCGUGGGGUCUGCUGAGCCUAAAGGACACAGAGGUGCAGAGGAGCAGCUGAUACCACAGGGGAUUCCAGGACAGGUUGGUCCCCCGGGCCCCGUUGGACCCACUGGGCUCCCAGGACCACCAGGGCCCAAAGGAGAGAAGGGACAGCCCGGGGAGAGGGGCCCAGCAGGGCCACCAGGGAUGUUGGGACCUCAAGGACCAAGAGGACUUCCAGGUGAAACCGGGAUCCCAGGUCCCCCAGGUCCUCCAGGGCCACCAGCCACCCCAAGCCUCCCUCUCACCUUCCAGCAAGGGGUUCUCUACUCACUCCAGCCCACAGCUGAAAAAGAAAAUGGAGAAGCCCAGCUGGCCUCCACCGUCAUCGACACCAUCAUGGCAGGACUGCCCGGACCGCGGGGAGCCCCGGGGCCCGUGGGGCCACCAGGGCCACCAGGUGCUUCAGGACCCAAAGGGCCCCCAGGACCCAUUGGAGCCCCUGGAUCACAAGGCUUGCCAGGAUCUCCAGGACAGCCUGGACCAAAAGGAUCCAAAGGAGACCGAGGAGAGAGAGGGCAAGCAGGUCUGCCUGGAGAGAGGGGCAUUAAGGGACUGCCUGGUGAACCAGGCAAGAAGGGUGAGGAAGGUGACAAAGGUGCUGAUGGGGAAGGUGUCCAACAGCUUCGAGAGGCUCUGAAGAUUUUAGCUGAGAGAGUAUUAAUUCUUGAGCACAUGAUAGGAAUUCAUGACUCUUUGUCUUCCAUUGAGCCAGGCUCUGGACAGGAUGUGAUCCCGGGCUCCCCCCUGAGAACCAGCAUCAAGAUCAAGCGAGGAGGACCCCGGCAGCCCCAGGCCCACCAGCUCCUCUCUUCCCUGCUGGAUGAUGGUGAAGCCAGAAGGAGAAGCCACCGGAUGAAGUAGGAGCAUCUCUGUGUCCUCCCUGCCUGUUCUGCAGUUAAAGAUACAGUACCCAGUGCUUAAUUGCACCCUGCAGAUGAAGUGGGUGGGAGGCUGCAGUGUUGGUGGCUGGGUUUCCUUCCCUGGCCAAUACUGAGCCCUGGUUGCAGGGAAUGACUUAUCCAUAGCUCAGAGAGGGUUUUGAGAAUGUUUUCCUUGAUUUUGUUGUUUUGCCUUUGGAAUAGCAGUUGUCAGGUGUUUCAGCAGCUGCCUACAGGAGUGACACCUCCUGGCUGUGCCUCGAGGGUUUAACCCUGCCCUUGUUCUCUCACUGACCUUGACAGACACUCAGUAAAGCUCUGCUUAACUGGCCAAGCCCAUCCAUCCCACCCAGAGCCAAAGCCAAGCCAAGCCUUGUCCAUUGCUGCAGUUGGAGGCAUCUGCUUUUAUUUCCUGUGUUGAUGUCACACUGACUUCCAGGUGCAACUUCCACAGGCCACAAAAGCAUGACCUGCAAGGAUUUCUUUUAAGCAAAGAACAAAUUAGAAUACAAAGUACAUUUAAAAGUAUUACUCUUAAAAUUCAGGUGGCUCUCUGGACUUUAGCAACAAAACCCUGGCUUUUCAUGUUGCUAAUUGCAUAUGAGGGACAUUAUUCUAUUUGUGGUUGGCUAAACAAGGACUUUUGAUGCAAAUGUUCAUGGAAACAUUGGGUCAGAGAGUUUAGACUAUUUCUGUGAAAACAUAGAGCAGUUUGCUUGAGAUAUGAUGGAAUUGUGCAAGAAUUUUCCCAUACUGUGUUCAGCUUGUGCAUACAUCCAGAGAUAAUUAGUUUAAGUGGUGGCAGUAGCUAUUCACAGAAAAGGAUAUUUUGCAAUAGUUUAUUAAUCCUACAGCAAUCAGGAAAAAUGUUUUCACAGUGUUUUGUUUUAAUCUUGUGAGUAACUCCUCACCAUUUGGAUCUGGAGACAGUGUAGGAGCAAACCACAGCCUAGGGAAUUAGAGUCUUGUCAAGAGCUUAUCUUGCACUGGGAGUUAAGUACAGAGUCAUUUUACUUUUUGCAAUAACUGGUUAUUUUAGGGGCAGUACCAGCUUCCAGGUUUAAGAAGUUGAACCUGCCCUUCAGUGACAAAUGAAUCACUCCACCUGCUGUGCUAACCAGGUCAGACAAACUGAUGUCAUUCAUGUAGUCAGUGAUUUUUGUUAGAAGGGGGAAUUUAAUCAACAAAACUGACUGGACUAUGUUUUACUUUUUAAUUCCCACAUUCUGACAGUUCUCAAAUUCAGCCCAGGACAAAAGUGAGCAAAUUGACUUGUGUUAUGGCCCCUGUGUGUCUGGUUCCUGUGCAGAACACAGCUGUGUGAGCAGGCUGGGCUGCACUGCUGCAGAGUUUCUAUCAGAGGCUUUCCAAAGAAAACACUCUGCAGUCCCUGUGUCAGCACCCCAAGUGAUCUUCCCAAGGCAAAGACCUCUGGAAAUGAGGCUAAAAAUGGAGGAGCUCUGCCAGCCCAGCAUUAGCCACACAUUAAAUUGACUGCCCACAUACACUGUAAACAUGGCAGUGCUACCAACAGAGACACCCAAUCCCAGUUCUUCCUCUGAAGAGCCUGGCAUUUCCACAAAUGAGCAGGUUACAGGCUCCUUCAGGAUGGCUGAACCCACCAUGCCUUACUUGGCCCUGCUCUUCAGAAAUCCAGCCAUCCCCAGGCAGGUGAAAUGGCAUAAGCUGAUGCUGGGCAAGCACCAGAACCUUGCUUUUACUGCUGGGCAGCUGAAUAACAACCAGCUGUGCUGGAGGCAGCAGGGAUGCAAGUCCCUGCCCUGCUUUUGCAUCCUCCCCCUGCUUGGCCAGUGCCAGCUGCAGGGCUCAUUCAGCCCACCUGGUUCAGGUUUUACUUCUGAAUGAUUGAAUUUGCCAAGAAACAAGCCCAGAGCUUUGCAGGAGUCUGGGGAGGUGCCUGCCUGCACUCUUGAGUUACAGCUGGACUGUGGUGUAGAGAGGCAAGAAAAUGAGUAGAACUCAAGUCCAGCAGGUUCCUGAGCUCAAGGAGCCAUCCUGUAUUUGCAAUCCCUGUGGGAGAAGGAAAUAAAGCCUCUCUGAAUGCAUCUUAGUUUCACCCCCAGCACUAACUCUAAACCCAGCAUUAACUCUGAGGAGGUCUGUGGUGCUCGAAGAGCCCAAGUCCCUCCUUCCACUACUGGCAGGGCAAGAGCUCUGUUUGUGGCCAGCCAAGCAAGAUUCAGCCAUGGGAACAUUCUUGGAAUAAUCAUUCCAUCUAAGAAUUAAAUGUCCAAAAAAAAGGACGUUUCCUCAUUUGCAGGCUGACUCCUGUGCAGGAAUUGAGAAGUACUUGGUUGCCUCUGUGGUGAAUUGGGACCAUCUUGGUCUGGAUCACAUGGGCACUCCAAGACCCCACUGGUGGCCUCCAGGAGAUAAAUCAGCCAGUUGGUGUUGGAAAAUCAGGCCUGAGGAGGGAGGAGAAAUCUCAGUUCAGUCUAAACUCGUGCACUGGGCAGGCUGGUGCCAGCUGUAGUCGAGGCCACAGGAACAAUCUGUCCUCAUGGCAGCUUCAGGAACCAAACCCAACCAAAGCAAUCUUUAGAAAAGGAAAUGGGGAAAUUCAGUUUCACUGGUCCUGUAGCUACAGGGCUGAAUUUGGGGAAGAGAGAAUACAAUGAGGCCACUUUUACUUCCCUGGCAUUUCAGAGGCUUCACACUGAACUGGAAGAGAAAUCUUUCUUUCUCCAAGUUUGUCUUCUGAAUUCAAAGCUAUUGCAUGAACUUGGUGAGUGCUAAUGCUUUAGUCACUCACAUUGCUGAGGCAUUCAUACUGACACGGAUUUGGAAUUUUACAUUAUUUACAACAAAUUACUGACAAGAUGAAAGGAAAAUUUAAUGGAAGUUGUUUGCAAUUAAUCCUGCCAAGUCAAUUGUCAGAAGGCUGUUCAGGUUUGGGUUGAAACCACUUUAAUUAUUGAUACUAUGAGCUAUGUAACUUUUUCUCCUUGCUUUGUUUAGCCCCAUCUCUCUGAUGAGGUACUGUAUCUUUAAAUGGGGGACAGCAGGAUUACACCAGGUGGAUUUUCUCUCUCUGCUGGGGUUUCAUUCCUCUCCACUCACACGAGGGCUGGACCACACUGUUGUGCCACCCCAGUUUAAUUACAUUUAAAGGUGAGCACAGCCUCACACACUGACAUUGAUGAUGCUGAUGACCAAGCAAACCACUCCCACCAUAUUCUCCAUCAUGGGCAGGAUCCUGAGGUUCAUUUCAGCCAGGGCAUAUAAUGCUUCUUGCCAUGUCUAUGUAACUUAGGGGAUUUAUUUUGAAUGCGUGCUCAUUUAGAAAUAUAUUUUAAUUGAAAUGUUUAGUGCUUUAUCUUACAUACAUACUGUGCAAUACCAUAGUGUGUUCUUUCUGUUUCUUUUUUUUUUUUUUUUCUCCUAAGACUUUUUUGAAGUUCUUGAUGUUUGUUUGAGCUCCAGUGUGUUUUUGACUUGGCUCAGCUCUGGUAGUAGUAGUGUUUUCCUUGCCCUGAGCUAACCAGAAGCAGCACAUUGCACAACCAAAACCCUUUGCAAGCCAUGCACCCUCAUGUUCACCAGCAACCUGGAACUCCUGGGAGGCAGGGCAUGCUCCUCUCCAGAGGGUCUAAUUUGCACUUAUUGUAAGGAAUUGAUAGCAACCCAGGGAACUAGGAAUUAACUAGAGAGAAGAGCCCUCACCUGCUCCCACCAAACUCCACAGUCAUUUUGGCAUCAACUUUCAAAGGAACAGGCCUUACAAAUCAGACCCAGCCCUGGAGCAGCAUGUGCUGGUGCUGUGUGGGCUCUGCUCCAGUGUCUGCCAUGAGCUGUUGUCAUGUGGGACCCUGAGCACUGUGACAAAAGCUUCCAAAGAAAAUCAGCUUCUGGAAUUCCCUCCUGAUGCAAUGAGUGGAAACCCAUCCUCCUCCACGUUUACACCUUCUAUUUGACUCAAGAUGACAUUCCACUGGGAGUGUAGGGGUUAAACUACUCAGUCUCUGUGAUUUCUUGGUUUCCUGUGAAACCAAGGGAUUAAAAGGUGCUAUAAUUGUUCACGAGGCACAUUCCCAGCCACAGAAGGAAAUGGUAACUUCUUCAGCAGUCAUUUUACACAGUACCUUUUUUAUUUAUAUCAGUGUGUUUCAUAUGUGUGCCAAUGGUCCUGGCUUCUCUCCUGGGAAUCAGCUUUACAACCAUUUGGUCUUUUAUAGGGCAGCCAUAGGCAGUAUCUUCCAAUCAUGUGUAAUUUCUUAACUUAGAACAAGAAUAAAUCUCGUCUGACAGGAUGAACUCAUUUAUGGCAGGCUUUAAUGUUUGUUGUAAACACAACCUGUUUGUUCCACCUCUUGCAUGGUUACUUAUCUGUUUUCAUAUUGCUAUGUUAUUGUUCAAAAUAUCUAUUUCUCUUUAUUUGCUAUGGGAUUUGUUACUGUAUAUGGAAUGUUUUGUAUUCAGCAUUUUCUUACGGAGCGGAGUGGGAACAGUAUUCAAGGACCCACAAAUACCAAAGACCUUUCAUGUAAUGCACUGAGAAAUAAACUUACUGUAAAUGAA